AAGGACAAGAAGGACAAACUGAGCACCUAGCUGACGUAGAUGAGGUUAUUCUGAACGUUUAAAUGUCAGAUAGCAGUUCGGACUUGAGUUUAUCUGUCCCUUUUUUUUUAACUGCGCCACCUCAUGUAUACACAGAGUUGUUUUGUGCGGUUUUGUUUAUAGCAGUAUUUUUUUCAACUUCCUUUCCACGUAAAUUUGUCAGGGUGUGGUGGUGCAGCGUUGUGAUGCGGAAGUAACAGUGAAACCGCGUUGUUUUUGAUUUAUCAGUGCAUGGAGUCGGCAGACAAAAGAUCCUUCAAAUGAAAUGGCGGUGAGGCAGAGGUUUUUCAACUCAACUGAGCCAUUUUCCGGCUUACCCAAAGCUGAACUGAAGGGGUCCUACCCAGUCUGCUCCAGCACAGAGCAGGAGGCAGAAGAAGAGGGGAAGGACUCAAAAAAGGGCUACCUGCCUGUCCCGGAGUGGGGUGCCAUCAAUCUUAUUAAUAAACUCAUCACACGAGGAACUGCUGAACAAGUGGGAGAAUUGCCAAUAAAGACCUCAACGAUCAUCGCUCAGGCAGAAUGUGAAACCCAGGACUCUCAGGAGUUUAGUCCCUCGUGCUUCGAACGCUCGUUUGUUCCCUCCCCAAACUGUUUCCACAGUCUUUCCUUGGAACCCAACAAUGUGGCGUGCCCGACGACGGCCUCCGUCCAGGAGCCGGGCAGAACUACAGCCAGCCACACGCAGAGAAGGAAAAACCGGAGGAAACCAAAAGGCAAGGGYAAGAAAAAGCAGGAGAAGAAGAAGGAGACCCAGCGGCAGAGACAUCGAACGCCGUCAGGAGUCCCCGAACAGGAGAGUGGGAGUUCUGUAAACCUGAUCCAGGAGUCGUCGUGUCUAGGAGGGAGCCGCGACCUCAGCACGUCCUGCUCCAGCAGCAUCGAGAGCUUGGUCGAGCAGGAUCGAGGACAUGCUUUUUUCACCGGACGAAUCUACAACCCCGGCUCCAGCUGCUCUCCUCUGAACUGGCCUGACCCCGUCGUGUGCCCCCACUCCACCUUCCAGUCAUACGAGCAGGACAGAAGCUCCGACUCAAACAGUAGUCUGGGAGACUGUUCCCUCGCUCUUGCUGGUCUCAGGGGCAGUGUCAGCCAGGGGGACCCGUGCUACGCAGGGCCAUUUUUUAAAGAUGUGGAAAGAGAGAUAAACCUGAGCGAAGAUGAGUUCUCUGAUGAUUCAGAGUGCAACGAAGGACUCAUUUUUUACAAUGAUAAAAUUAAGCUCAUGGACUCAGAGUACAAAGAAAAGAGUGAAUACAACUUAUUACAUUUUAUCAAACAAGGUUCUUAUGGUGAAGUGUACAGUGCUCAAGAUCUCAACACAGGAUUCAAAUAUGCAGUCAAAAAGAUUGCCCUGAAGAGGUUCACCAGUGAGGAGGUGGGUGCGUGGAGUACCCUCAGAUCUCCUCGAGUGGUGGAGCUCUUUGGAGUGAUAAGAAGCGGGCCGUAUGUGCUCCUUUUGAUGGACCAGAAGUCUGACUCUUUGGGGCAGCUGAUUGUGCAGCGUGGCCGACUGCCUGAAGAUUUAAGUCUGCACUACUUCUCUCAAGUUCUAACAGCGCUGGAAUACUUGGUGAAGAAAAAAGUGGUGCAUUUAGAUAUUAAAGCUGACAAUGUGUUGCUCUCAGAGGACGGGAGAGACACCUUCCUGUGUGACUUCGGACAUGCAGAGAAACUUGACAAUCAAGGGUGGAGCCUGAGUGGGUCCAAAGACCUAAAAGGCACAGAGACCCACAUGGCCCCUGAGAUCGUAAAAGGGGAACCCCACGGAGCCAAAGCAGAUGUGUGGAGCAGCUGCUGUAUGUUACUGCACAUGCUCAACGGGUGUCAACCGUGGACGAGAUACUACACCUGUAUACUCUACCUGAAGAUUGCAAAUGAUCCCCCUCCUCUCAGAGAGAUCCCACCUGACUGUAGCCAUCACACAGCUGAGGUUUUAAAGGCUGGACUCCAGAAGGAUCCAGUAAAGAGACCAUCAGCAACUCAACUUAAAGAAAAAACAGACAGAGCUCUGAAAGAAGUUGGAGGACUCACCAGUCCGGUCAAAGGCCCCUACACAGAUCCUCUGUAUAAUGUCAGAAAACUGCCCGAUUCCCCGCAACUCAAUAACAGCAGCGUCGACUUCGAAGACAAAAAGAAUCAAAUGGAGUCCGCUGAAAAAGUGAUCACGGCAGGGUUAAAGACACAGAAACUGCAUUCUGGUCCACAAACGCUGAUCUCUAAGCCAAGCCAAAGGUGGAGCAACAAGAUCUCCACAAUGCCGGAGCUUGAGCUUCGUAAACUGGAGCGAGACUUCUACCUGAGCAGCCUGUCUCACCUUCAUUCUGCUGAGGAGCAGGAGCAGCUCCUGUCGUGUAUCAACAGUGAGCCGAGGGAGAAAAAGGACUCUGGCCGCUGGUCCCUGAGCCCAUGUGAUGAAUUCAGCUCUGGCUUCUUCUCCUACAACAGUCAGCCAGAUGUGCAGGCCUUCAGCGUGGAUUUGCUUGGUCAAACACCAUUUCCACCACCUUGGUGUUUUGAAGGGGUGGAUGUCUGCAUCAGAAACUUCAACAGGAGAAGCAUUCGGAUCAGAGAGAAGCGUCGAGUGAGGAUUGGCCACAUCGCUACUGGAAUCAGCGAUCAGAUCUCUGAGCGAGUGUUCACUCUGGAGACCCUGCAGGGUCAGCAGAUCUCUCACUGCGAGGAAGUGCUGGAUUCUGGUCUGGAGCUCCACUGUGUUCCAGCUCCAGACUUCAGCCCCACGUGGAAGUGGAGGGUCAAAGACGGCAUGCUGGAAACGAGAUAGAGCCCUCAAAACUUUGCUGUCACUGAAUGAAAACUUGCGGAUCAUUUCACAUGCUAAAAAGAUUUCAUUGUCCCAGUUUUUAUGUUUUAACGUCAAAGAUCUUAAAUGUUACAAAUGAUAGUGUUGUGUAAUGUUUGUAUGCUUUUAUAUUCAUGAAAUAAACAUUGGAUUAUUCUGUGAGCUAA
Molecule: messenger RNA, 3009 nt
Organism: Austrofundulus limnaeus
Lineage: Eukaryota; Metazoa; Chordata; Actinopteri; Cyprinodontiformes; Rivulidae
Gene: map3k14a
Product: mitogen-activated protein kinase kinase kinase 14a
Exons: 16
Coding region: 305-2824 (839 amino acids)
Biological process (GO): protein phosphorylation; canonical NF-kappaB signal transduction
Molecular function (GO): ATP binding; protein kinase activity
Source: RefSeq, a predicted model, not a curated record